Messenger RNA from Penicilliopsis zonata CBS 506.65, 4533 nucleotides. RefSeq lists its product as hypothetical. Gene Ontology annotation, molecular function: phosphatidylinositol-4,5-bisphosphate binding. The coding region runs from base 1 to 4533 and encodes 1510 amino acids. Gene Ontology annotation, cellular component: exocyst; plasma membrane. The record is from RefSeq and is a predicted model, not a curated record. Gene Ontology annotation, biological process: exocytosis; Golgi to plasma membrane transport. The transcript is spliced from 4 exons. Lineage: Eukaryota; Fungi; Ascomycota; Eurotiomycetes; Eurotiales; Aspergillaceae.
AUGGCGUUUGUAUGUGUACAAUUCCCCCCUUCGAGUCUAUCGUGUGGUGCCGCGUGGUGCACAGCACACUGUCUGUUGGACAAUCGCUCUGAGCGCGGAAGCGCAGGGAAUCUCGUUACUCCUGUGUUGAUUGCCUUGCUGCAAGUGCUAUUUACUGAUUUGACUUGUCUCUUAGUUGUUGAAUCGUAUAUCACCCAUGUUCGGAUAACAGAAGACGGUGCUCACCCAUCUACCCCUCCCCCUCCAGACUCGCCACCCGAGAAUAAGAAGGCCCGUGUGAUUGUGGUUGCAGUACGGAGAUCCGGCAGAGUCCGGAUGCACAAGGCCAGAGAGAACAGUGACGGCUCCUUUUCGAUCGGUAAAACGUGGAUGCUCGAUGAUCUGUCUGCUAUCCAGUCGUACAGCGCCCUGGUGGCAUCGAAUCCGACGGAGCAGCAGCAUAAACAAUGGGCUUCGAACAUGGGAUUUGUUGUGACGGUGGGCAAGCCCUACUAUUGGCAUGCUGCGACGUCGAAGGAGAAAGAUUUCUUCAUUGGCAGUCUAGUGAAGAUCUACAUAAAAUACACUGGCGGCAAGGUCCCGAAUCUCAUUGGAUUCGAUGAACGCGAAAAGCAGAUGAUCUUUGAAUCUGGGCCUCAGGAUCCUUUGGUACCUCCAGGUUCUAGAGCGGCUCCCCCAACUCAUCCCUCAUCCGACGUCGCAGCACCUCCACGUCCGCCGUCGGCCCAGGCCAAUCGACCCCAGUCACCAUAUUCGAACCGUGCACCCAGUCGAGACGGGCCUCGAAGCCUCCGGAGACAGGCGUCUGAAGAUCCCAUGUUGCGAGCGCAACGAAGCAGAGACCAGAUGCGGCCUCCCCCGGGCCCAGCUGCGAAAGUUCCUCUCCCUCCUUUGGUUCCGAAUCAGCCUGGACUACCAGAGCAGCCACCCCCACGAGCAACCGAACGACUCGCAGCGACAGACAACCGGAUGCCGAGAGGGUCCGACUCAAGAGCGAAAGAUCUUCCCGCUGGGGUUCCUCCUGGGGCUGGGCCCAUUUCCAAGUCAAGGGUAUACGGAGAUUCGGAUGAGCACAGCGUGGCUAGCAGCCAGACAGAAGGACGACAGUUAUCUUCUCGGGAUGGAAAGGGUAUGCCAGAGCUCAGACCUGUGCGAAGUCAUGAUUCAGGAGCAAGUUCGCCUGAGCUGCGACGGAAUAAAGACGGUCUUCGGCCAGCCACUCCAGCAUCCAGUACUGGUGAAAAUAGAUACGCUGCGCAUAGCCCGGCCGGAAGCUUGGGUCAGAGAUCGAUACAAAACGAGUCAACUGACAGGACAUCUACUCCGGAAAGUCGUACGCAACACGCACCGCUCAAAGUCAACACGUCAACUCUUCCUCCCUCGCUGAGACCUGGCUCGGCCGCCAGCAACCGCCCACCCCCAUCUCCAAGAGCAGAGAAGGCAGAUCCGAUCGCAACUCCCGUAUCCGCCCAUUCAGAGCCAGCAAUUGCAACUCCGGUGGUAUCGACACCACAAGAGAGUAAGCCCAAGGAGCCUGCCCUUCCAGAGCCCGAAACGGUUAUCUCGCCAGCCAGUCCUCCUGAAGUGCCUUCUGGGGAAGCCGCCGACGAAGAUGCAGAGGCACAUCGCCCAGGCCUGGGGCCCAUGAUCAAGAAAAAGUCGGCGAAAGACGUUGCUGGUGCUUUCCGUAAAGCCGCGACCGCUUACGGGGCCUUCCGACCACGAGUCGGAGGGGCUGGAGAACGAUUACUUGCUGCUGCAAAACAGGCAAAGACCGAUGAGCCAGAUGGAAUUACAAGCGUUGUUCCUGCGCCAUCACUUCGCCCAGGCACUGAGUCUGCAAGGGACGCUGGAUUGGAGACACCGGAUCAAGAAGCUCCUUCCCCUUCUCCUGCUGUUGCUGCUGCUGCUGCUGCUACUGCUGCUGCUACUGCUCCCAUCACUACAUAUACACAGAAAGAGCCUCCAACUGUUGAAGUCACCGCCGACGAUGGGACCACUGCUUUGGUGGAGAUCGUCAAGCCAUCAACCGAUGCGACGAUAGAAUCCAUGAAAGAAGCCGCCAGAUCGGUGUCCCCCGCUUCAGUUGAGCGUCGACGACGGAGGCGUGAAGAUAACACCGCAAAAUACCUUCAAGCAUUGGGGAUUGAUCCUAGUCUUCUUGAGGGACGCGGCGUAGAGUUUGACGACAUCCUGACCGAUCUAGGUUGGAAUGGCCGUCUAAAUGAUGAGAAGAGGAUCGAAGAUCUGGAAGCCGACGUGCGUCGAGAGAUUGGCCGAGUCGAAGCUACCAGCUGGCUAGGCAACGUGGAGCAGCAGGAGGGGAAAGUCGAUCAACUUGCACAAUUAAUCGACAAGACGAUAGAGGAAUGUGAAGAGCUGGACGGGCUGCUGACCCUCUAUUCCCACGAAUUGAAUACUCUUCAUGAUGAUGUGGCCUAUAUCGAAGCACAGUCGCAAGGGUUGCAAGUCCAGACUGCCAACCAGAAAUUACUUCAAAAUGAGCUACAGAAUCUUCUCAAGACACUGUCCAUCUCGUCAACUGACCUCCAGCCGCUGAGAGAGGCCUCCCUUAGCAACCCCGACGGACUGAACGACACCGAAACCUCACUGUCAAUCCUGUACAAGGCGAUGCUCAUGAUUGACUCGGAUAUCUGGCAGAAUAAGAAGCGGAUGGGUGAUGUCGCGGGAGAUCACGGCAGUGUGGGCGUCUACGCCGACACUGAAGUGGGCCAGAUGCGUGCGAUCAAAGAAAAGAAGGAAGAAUACCGCAACCACGCACGUCAGUUCUUGCAGCGACUGCAUCAGUAUAUGAAGAUCGCUUUCAAGAUGGCCGAGUCGAAGAUGAUCGAGUUUUCCAAGACGAUGACGACGGCAAAGGAUCCGAUGAAGCUGGACAACGAGUCGCGCGACUAUUUCCGUCAGGAGCUGUGGAUGUACCAUACUCUCAUGCUGUUUGCCCGAGAGGUGAGCACGAGCGAGUGGAACGGCCUGAUCAGCUUGUAUGAAUCGCAAGCCAAGAUCCCGUAUCAGAACGAGUUCCGCGACAACAGCCUAGUGUGGAAGCGGGCCGCCCGGACGCCUGUGAUCGAGGAGAGCGAGCUCCUCUUCACGCACCAGGAGAAGGAGAAGGAGACCGACGGACUCACGAUGGCAGCGCGCAAGCUAACGGUGCGACGAGGGAAGACCGUCCGGGCUAACGCUGGUCUGAGACUCUCCCUAGGCGACAAGAAGGGCGGCAAGAUCGAUCCGUACGAAGCCUUCAGCGGCGCCCUUCAGGAGAACCUGAAGAUGAUCUCGGACGAGCAAAACUUUUUGGUCCAGUUCUUCCAUCUGAGCUCGCUCGCCAAUGCUGACUUCCCGGACCUGGUGGCAUCCGCCCACCCCGACGAGCGGCGCCGACCUGAUUUCAGCGCCAAGCAGCUCAACGAUCCUGACCGCGAGAUGGCGAUGAAGCUGGAGCAGGUCAUGGAUGAGAUCUAUAACUUUUGGCCGACAGACCUGCAAAACAUGGUGGACUGGGCCACUAAAACCGAUCCUUUACAAGGCAUCGGAAUCUUAUUCGCCCUGGAGCGGGCGAUCUCAGAAAAUGAAGACACGAACCAGGAAUUCAUCAUCCACGCCUUGCAGAAGCUGCACACGCGACUGGUGGGUCUGUUCAAUCGGUUUGUGGACGAGCAGAUCCGGGGCAUUGAGGAGACGAAGGUCAAGGUCAACAAGCGUAAAGGAGUGAUUUCGUUCAUGCGGGUGUUCCCCAACUUCCUGGUGGCGGUGGAGAACAUGCUGUCGCACCCGGCGGCGGCGACGUGCGAGGUGCGCAACAGCGUGAACGAGGCGUACAACCGGAUCAACCGGGCGAUGUGGGAGUCGCUCAAGUUCAUUGCCAAGGAGGCGCCUGGCCAGGCGGCCGGAGGGUCGGUGAUGAUGACGACGGGGUCUGCCGGCGGGGCGGCGGCAGCGGCAGCAGCAGCCGCCGGGGACCCUGAAGACAAGGAGGUGCUCAACUACCACAUCCUGCUGAUCGAGAACAUGAACCAUUACCUGGAGGAGGUGGAGGUGCGGGACUCGCGGCAGCUGCCCGUGCUGGAACGGUGGCUGCAGCGGGCGCAGCAGGACCUGGACGAACACCUGAAGCUCUACCUGGACGCGGUGAUCCACCGGCCGCUGGGCAAGCUGCUGGACUUUGUGGAGUCGACGGAGGCGCUGCUGGAGAUGACGCCGGGCCCGCCGACGACGGUGGCGGCGCGGGCCAGCCACUCGCGGUCGCUGGCGAAGAAGGUGCUGGCGGCGCACGACAGCAAGGAGCUGCGGCGGGGCAUCGAGCUGCUGAAGAAACGGGUCGAGAAGCACUUUGGCGACGCGGACGACCCGGGUCUGAGCCGCAGCCUGGUGCUCAAGGUGCUGCGCCAGUGCGAGGCGCGGUACGAGGCGGCGCACGAGCGCACGCAGCGCAUCUGCGAGACCGUCUACGAGGGCACUCUCGAGCUCGAAUGGCGCGUCGAGGAUGCGCAGGCUGUAUUCCAGCAUCGCUGA